This is a messenger RNA of Cololabis saira (Pacific saury), 1644 nucleotides long. RefSeq names its product sphingosine kinase 1-like. Bases 1 to 1617 code for a protein of 538 amino acids. Gene Ontology annotation, biological process: cellular response to growth factor stimulus; sphingosine biosynthetic process; negative regulation of apoptotic process. Lineage: Eukaryota; Metazoa; Chordata; Actinopteri; Beloniformes; Belonidae. Gene Ontology annotation, cellular component: membrane; intracellular membrane-bounded organelle; cytoplasm. The transcript has 6 exons. The record is from RefSeq and is a predicted model, not a curated record.
AUGGCGGCGACGGUGACGUAUCUCAGCAGCGGGCAAAACCACUCGAUGCGGCGUCUACGCACGUUUGUUUCCUGCACUGACUGUGACACCUGCUGCUCUGCAUUCCUGCCGUACAACCACCUGCACCAAACCCUCUUUGAUGAGAGGAAACCGGUUCCCUCUGGUCCCGCCCAGCGCUGCUCCCUCAGAGCCGCCAGACGGGUUCUGAUGAAAUCCAGAGGGCUGCUGGGAAACUCCGUGCACGUGUGCAGGCACGUGCACGUCCCACUGAUGUCGGAGAACAGAGGAUUCUGGGAUCAAGACGGCGUCUGGCCGGGUGAGGUGGGCUUGCCGGGCGAGCCGGGCCGGCGGCGCCGGAUGAUGCUGCUGGUGAACCCGGAGAGCGGGAAGGGGGCGGCGCUCAGCCGCUACAACAGCCACAUCCAGCAGAUGCUGAGAGACGCCGGCGUGGCCAACACGCUGGUCAUCACCGAGCGGCAGAAUCACGCCCGGGAGCUGGUCCGAGAGGCCGACCUGUCCCAGUGGGACGCUCUGGUCAUCAUAUCGGGGGACGGACUGCUGUACGAGGUGAUCAACGGGCUGCUGGACCGGUCUGACUGGGCGGACGCCGUCCAGACGCCGCUGGGGAUCCUGCCGGGGGGGUCGGGCAACGCACUGGCCGCCUCGCUGCACCGGUACUGCGGGGGCGGCCCGGUCUCCGGAGAGGAGCUGCUGCUGAGCUGUGGGUUCCUGCUGUGUCAGGGGGCCCCGGCCCCCAUGGACCUGGUGUCGGUGCAGCUGCCCUGCGGCCCUGGCGGCCCCGGCGGCCCCGGCGGCCCCGGCGGGCCCCGGCUCUUCUCCUUCCUGUCUCUGGCCUGGGGCUUCGUGGCCGACGUCGACAUCGAGAGCGAGAAGUACCGGCACGUGGGGGCGGCCCGUUUCACCGUGGGGACGCUGGUGCGGCUGGCGUCUCUGCGGGUCUACAAGGGCCGGCUGGCGUACCUGCCGGCCUCCAGGGACCCCGGCGGCCCGCCGGGCCCCCGGAACGGCCCUGCGUCGCCCCUGAACCCGGACUCCGCCCAGCCCCGGCGGUCCAGAGACCUGUCCGGCGGUAAAACUCAUCACAACUCCUGCCACUCCAACAACUCCCUGAAGGUGCGGAGGAGGACGGAGGCCACGCCCCCCCAUGAUGUCACAGCCCCCCCGGGCCCGCUGGGCCCGCCGGACUCUCUGCUGCCCCCGCUGGACCGGCCGGUGCCGGCCGACUGGGUGACGGUGCAGGACGAGGACUUCGUGCUGGUCCUGGCCAUGUACCAGUCCCACCUGGCCGAGGACCUGCUGGCGGCGCCGGACGCCGCGCUGGACGACGGCGUCAUCCACCUGUUCUACGUGCGGGCGGGGAUCUCCCGCGCCGCGCUGCUGCGGCUGUUCCUGGCCAUGGAGAAGGGCGCGCACCUGGCGGCGCGCUGCCCGCACCUGAGCUACGUGGCGGUGCGGGCGCUGCGGCUGGAGCCGCGCGGGCCGCGCGGCGUCAUCACGGUGGACGGGGAGGUGGUCGGGUACGGCCCGGUGCAGGCCCAGGUGCACGGACGCCUGGCCCGGCUCAUCAGCGGCCGCGGCCACAGGACGCUCAGCUGACGGAGCCGGAGCCGUCCCGUUAAUCCG